Triticum dicoccoides is the source of this 586-nucleotide messenger RNA. RefSeq names its product mitochondrial import inner membrane translocase subunit Tim9. The coding region runs from base 96 to 377 and encodes 93 amino acids. The record is from RefSeq and is a predicted model, not a curated record. The transcript is spliced from 2 exons. NCBI's taxonomy places the organism in Eukaryota, Viridiplantae, Streptophyta, Magnoliopsida, Poales, Poaceae.
AAGAAAAAAGAGUCCCUGGAGGUUUUAGAUCUCGCCGUCUCCCCUCUCCCCUCUCCGAGAACCCUAGUUUCCCUCUUCGUGCGGCGGCGGCAACCAUGGACAAGAGCAUGCUCGGCGACCUCGACAACCUCCCCGACGAGGACAAGAUGCGCAUGUCCGCCAUGAUCGAACAGCUCCAGAUGCGUGACAGUCUACGGAUGUACAAUGCGCUGGUGGAGACGUGCUUCAAGGACUGUGUUGACACGUUCCGGAGGAAGACGCUGGACAAGCAAGAGGAGUCAUGUGUCCGCCGCUGUGCCGAGAAGUUCCUGAAGCACUCCAUGAGGGUCGGCAUGCGAUUUGCUGAGCUUAACCAAGGCGUUGCCACACCCGACUAAUCAAAUGAUGUGUCCCUGCCCCUUCAAGUUUCUAACAUUGCCCAUCUGGUCAGGAUCAGUUUGUAAUCCUUGAAAGUUUUCAGUACUUCAUGAACCCACUGCUACUUAUCAUGUUAAAAAUAAAAUUACUUGAACUAUUGUAUCGAAUCCUUCCUCCCGUUUAAGUGCCACAUUGUGCUAAUAGAUCAAUAUAUAUCCUUCCUUUGAUA